Messenger RNA from Halteromyces radiatus, 1646 nucleotides. RefSeq names its product major facilitator superfamily domain-containing protein. Gene Ontology annotation, biological process: transmembrane transport. Bases 50 to 1519 code for a protein of 489 amino acids. Gene Ontology annotation, cellular component: membrane. NCBI's taxonomy places the organism in Eukaryota, Fungi, Mucoromycota, Mucoromycetes, Mucorales, Cunninghamellaceae. The record is from RefSeq and is a predicted model, not a curated record. Gene Ontology annotation, molecular function: transmembrane transporter activity. The transcript is spliced from 5 exons.
CUUUUCUUUUUUUUUUUAUUUUUAUAUAUUUUUAUUUUUAUAUAUAUAUAUGUCUACUGAAAUAAAGGAAAAGAUUGAAGUGGAACAUUCUGAAUGUCAUGACCAUUUCAACGAUACUAUUGAAGACAAUUCUCCAAAAGCAACUGUGAUCAAAUCUGAUGCUGAAAAGAUUUUUGUGAAAAAACUUAAUUGGACACUAUUACCUUUUAUUUGGAGUAUUAUCUUUAUUCAAUUUGCAGAUAAAUCAAGUUUAUCUUUGGCUGCUGUUUUAGGUAUGUUACAAGAUACUCAUACAAGUCAAAGUCAAUAUAGUUUUCUUGGAUCAGUAUUUUAUAUUGGUUAUAUCGUAUGGCAAAUACCCAACAAUUAUUUUAUUCAACGACUACCUAUUAGAAGAUAUCUUGGUGUACUUUUAGUUUUAUGGGGUAUCUCCGUUGGAUGUACUGCAUUAUGUCAAAAUUUUACUCAAUUAGUUAUCUGUCGUGUUUUACUUGGUUUAUUUGAAGCUGGUACUUAUCCUUGUCUUUAUAUUGUUCUCAACUCUUUGUAUAGACGUCAAGAACAAAGUGCGUGUUUUGGAUUUUUAUGGAUGUCCAACGGAUCAGGAACUAUAUUUGCUGUAUUGAUUUCUUAUGGUAUUGCUCAUCUUGACGGUGCUCAUGGUAUUGCUGCCUGGAGAUGGAAUUACAUGAUUUAUGGUAUUCUUACCGUGGUGAUUGGUAUCGCCACCUUCUUCUUCAUGGUCGAUAGUCCCCAAUCAAAAUAUUUACGAUUAACAGAAGCAGAAAAAAAGAUUGUUGAAGCUCGUACUCAAGAUAAUGCAGUGGUAAUGGAUCGUGCAGUCAAGGUAUCUCAUUAUUGGGAAGCUGUCAAGGAACCUCGUUACUAUCUUGUUCUUUUGGCUGCCUUUUGUAACAAUCUAAGUAAUUCUGGUCUUGUGGUAUUCAGUACUCCUUUUGUUGCUACACUUGGUUUUACAUCACUGAAUUCCAUUCUUCUUCAAAUCCCAAGUGCCGCUAUCUCUGUCUUAUUUGUAUUAUUGGCAGUGGUUAUUAAUCGAAAAUCAAAGAAUAUGUCUUUACCUACAAUUGUUUGUGGUGGUAUUGCGAUGAUCGGAUGUAUCCUUUUGGCUUGCUUACCUCACACUUCUAUCAAGUUAUUGGGUUAUUAUUUAGCCUGGGGUUUCAAUGGCUCUUAUGUUAUGUUAUUAACCAUCGUAUCUAAUAAUGUUUCUGGUUACUCAAAGAAGAUUUGGUACAACGCUUCAGUGAUGGUGGCCUAUACUGUUGGUGCAUUUGUGGGACCUCUUGUGAUGUUGGACUAUGAAUUCCCUGUUUAUCGUACUGGUAUGAUUAUCUUUGUGAUUGGCAAUUUAUUGGUGGUCUUAUCAGUAUGUACAAUGCUUUAUUUAAUGAAACGUACCAAUAAAAAGCGUGCUCAAAAUACUCAUGGUGAAAAAACGGAUGCUCAUCUUGAUCUUACCGAUAAGCAAGAUAAAAACUUCUUCUACAAGCUUUAGUAUAUCCUUCUUUAGUAUAUUUCCUUUCUUUUUUUGUAUUUUAGAUCAUUAUAUUUGUAGUUUUAGUUUUUCCUUUUUAAUGUACUUAAUUCUUAAUAAAAUGAUCUUUCCUUUUUUUUUCUGUUAA